AUGCCAUAUACAAUAACGACAGCUCUUUCGUUCGCCCUCUUUCGCACCUAUGGUAUUCCUACCAUUGCUCGUUUACUUGCUCAAACGAAUCAAUUGGUUCACUUGGAUACAGCUGGUCGCCGGGCUGAAGAUACUGGAGUGAUACUUGGUGAAUUUUUUUAUCAUGAACUUGACUCUGAUCGGGGUCGGAUGGGUUUAGCACGUAUGAAUUAUUUACAUGGUUUAUACGGCAAUCGUAUAAGUAACGAUGAUAUGCUGUACACAUUGAGUUUAUUCAUACUAGAACCCAUUCGAUGGAUUAAAAAAUACGAAUGGCGGUCCUUAGUUCCCAUUGAAGAAGAAGCUCGAUUCGUUUACUAUAAAGAAAUUGGAAUACGGAUGGGUAUCACAAGUAUCCCAUCAACUUUGAUAGAAUUAGAAAAUUGGACAAAUAGUUAUGAAGAAAAGCAUAUGAUCUUUUCAAAAGAUAAUCAAAUAUGUGGAGAAGCAACAUUACAACUAAUGAUUUUACUAUUUCCAAAAUCUAUGAGUCGUAUCGUUCGCAAAGCAUAUUUAUCCUUCGUUGACGAGCGACUUCGCUUGGCAAUGGGUUUCGAACAAGCACCUGACCGGAUGAAAUACUUUAUAAAUCUUGUCAUGAAUAUUCGAGCUUUGCUUUUACGACACUGUAUGCUGCCACGUAUUUAUCCGUCUGAUUUCGGUCAGGGUCCAUCGUCAUGUCCUUUGAAUGAGUAUGGAAGAUAUCAACGAACAAAAUAUGUUUUUGAGCCGUGGUAUGUGAAAGAAACGUGGUGGAAUCAAUUAUUUUCGUCGAAUGACCACAAGCCAGGUCCAAAAUAUCGAAGUCAUGGCUUCAAAAUCGAAGAAGUUGGACCGGAAAAUUUUCUUGGUAAAGGUGUCGAAAUUAUGGAAAAGGAUGUCGAGAAAAUGAAAAACAGAACAAUAGAAUCAACCGAAAAUUCAUCGUAA
Adineta ricciae is the source of this 969-nucleotide messenger RNA. The record is from the annotation of a GenBank genome assembly. Lineage: Eukaryota; Metazoa; Rotifera; Eurotatoria; Adinetida; Adinetidae.